This is a messenger RNA of Adelges cooleyi (spruce gall adelgid), 1979 nucleotides long. RefSeq lists its product as uncharacterized. The transcript is spliced from 2 exons. Lineage: Eukaryota; Metazoa; Arthropoda; Insecta; Hemiptera; Adelgidae. Gene Ontology annotation, cellular component: membrane. The coding region runs from base 1 to 1839 and encodes 612 amino acids. The record is from RefSeq and is a predicted model, not a curated record. Gene Ontology annotation, molecular function: ligand-gated monoatomic ion channel activity.
AUGUGCUUCAAUAUUAUUUCAUUGGCUUUAUCAGGAGCGGCUAUUAAUUUAAAAACGGUCGAGCGAGACAAUUCGUUUGCAGAAAUAUUCGCCUGUCUGUCGAACGUGACCCGCACGUAUUUCGACCGACACACCACUUACUUGUACUUCGACAAAAGCAGAGACGCGGCCGACUUGUUCACAAAAGCCGUGCAGAGUCCGAAAAUGCUCAUGUACAACCAAUUCACCGAGGUCAAAGUGAAAAGCGCGUUCGCGUUCAUCGCCGAAGACGGCAUUCACACGCAACUGUUGAACACUACCGCGCAAAGUUACUUCAUCGCCGUGUGGAAAACCGUGUCGCCGAAAAUGAACGACAUCGGCAAGCUGAUGAAACACUUUUGGAUACACGGCAAGCGCAUAAACGUCGUCGCGCUAAUGCUGACGGAACACCGAACAGUCAACGCGUACACCUACAGGCCGUUCUCGGGUUACGGAUGCGGCGAGCUCGGCACACCGUACCUGAUCGACCAGUGGAUAAACGGUUCGUUCCUGACCGGCGCCGAUCUGUUCUCUUUCCGGGUGAAAACGGAUAACAUGCACGCGUGCCACUUGAAGUGCGUGGGCAACGAACAUCCGCCCGACAGCAUCAUGCGUACCGACGGACGCCGGUUGUUCAUGGACGGCGCCGGCAUCAAAGUGCUGGAAAUCGUGGCCGGCCACAUGAACUUCACGCCGUCGUUCGUCACCGCCAGUCCGUACACCGGACAAAUGUACAAUUGGCACUAUAGCGCCGACGAGCUGGACAACAUCACGGUGAUGCUGAACAACGAGCACGUGGAUCUGGCGUUCGGCUGGUACUCUUACGCUACCCAUAACGAGCGCAACGCCGAAUUGGCCCGGACGACCAGCAUCGACUGUUUCGGAUGGGCCGUCCCGUAUCGGGCGGGCCCGUCGCCACCGCCUUGGACAAACUACGCGUACGAAUUCGACCGAACCAGUUGGGCUUUCAUCGCGUUUAUUUUUCUAGUAGUCACUGGAGCAUUUCAUUUUUUCGUUAAGUUGAAAAAAUUACACCACUGUAACUCGGUGGUGUUUUUCGUGUUCCACACGACGAUCGAUCAGCCGCUCAGAGUGCACACGACUUCGAGCAGCAUGCGCAUGUUCUUGAUUCACUGGUUGUGGUAUUGCAUGGUGAUCAGCGUGGCUUACAAAGCGUCUCUGGGCAGUUUCAUGACGGUACCGUUGCACGGGUUGGAGUUCACCAAGAUGAGCCAAAUACUGGACUCGAAUUUGAUCGUCAUGACCACCCCACAGUCGUUGCGCAUCAUUAACGCCACAAUGGCCACCACGAAAAUAUCCAGGAAGUUCAUGCAGCGGCUACAACAGCUGCCGCCCAUAAACUUCGAAAAGGUCAUAGACCGGUUGGUGAUCGAGAGGGACAUUGCGUUGUUCGAGGUGAAGCGGUCCAUAUACUAUUAUUCUAUACCGCAAGCUCGUCUCAUAAAAGUCAAAAUACCCAUAAGAUUCUUACCCGGGUGUCUGUUGCGGGCUCACACCACUCAGUUCAUGUUCAAUCGCGGCUCGUACCUGACAGAGUCGGUCGACGACAUCCUCAGCCGACUGUUCGAAACGGGCAUUGUCGACCAUUGGAUUGUUCAUCUGGGUUCCAACAAGGUUCUGCCUUUGGAAAAAAUCAAAGGCCGGGUAUUGAAGCUGAAACGUCUGAAGGAAGCGUUUUUGUUUUUGUUCUUCGGUUACGUUGUCGCGUCUGUUGUGUUCUUAGCAGAAACAUGCUGGUCAAAAUGCAUUCACGGUACAAGGGUAUCUCCCGAGCACGGUAUCUUUCCAUUCGUACAUUAAUAUCAUUUCCGUUUUAAUUAAACUCUAACAGAAGAGUUGGUUUUAGAAAUGAAAUUGCCUUAACAGUAUAGAUUCGAAACUUUUAAAAAUAUUAUUGUUAAACGUGUUUAUGUCAAAACGAAAUGGUCAUGGAAACAAAU